This is a messenger RNA of Cavia porcellus (domestic guinea pig), 912 nucleotides long. RefSeq names its product vomeronasal 1 receptor cavPorV1R612 (gene Cavporv1r612). Gene Ontology annotation, biological process: G protein-coupled receptor signaling pathway. Lineage: Eukaryota; Metazoa; Chordata; Mammalia; Rodentia; Caviidae. The coding region runs from base 1 to 912 and encodes 303 amino acids. Gene Ontology annotation, molecular function: pheromone receptor activity. The transcript has a single exon. The record is from RefSeq and is marked provisional. Gene Ontology annotation, cellular component: membrane.
AUGUAUAAAUACAACAUACUUUCAAGAUUUAUUGGUGUACAAUACAUAGUCUUUUUUGAAGUCAGCAUUGGAGUCAUAGCCAACAUGGUACUGCUACUCUUUCAUGUCCUAAAAUUCCUUCUGGAGCACAGGCCCAAGCCUACUGAUCUGAUUAUUGGUCACCUGGCUCUUAUACAUGCUGGGAUGCUUCUAACUUUGGGCUUCAUAGCUAUAGAUAUAUUUGGGUUUCAGAAGUUGGAGGAUGACAUCGCAUGUAAAUGUGUUAUCUAUUUGCACAGAUUGAUGAGGGGCCUCUCUGUCUGUACCACCUGCCUGCUGAGUGUCUGCCAGGCCAUCACCCUCAGCCCCAGAAGCUCCUGUUUAGCAAAGUUCAAACAGAAAUCCCUACAGCAGAACCUGUAUUGCUUUGUCUUCAUAUGGGCCUUCAAUAUGCUCAUCAAUGGUCAUUUCUUAAUCUCCACUGUUACCACUUCCAAUGUGACCUUAGGCAGUCUCAUGUUUGUCACUCGAUCCUGCUCCUUUUUGCCUAUUAGUUCCUCUCUGAAAUACACAUCUAUCUCACUGCUGAGUUUCCAGCACAUGACCUUUAUAGGGCUCAUGGCGCUCUCAAGUGGGUACAUGGUGAUUCUCUUGUGCAGGCAUAAAAGACAGUCCCAGCAUCUUCACAGCACCAGUCUGUCUCCAAAAGCAUCUGCAGAACAAAGGGCCACCAGGAUUAUUUUGGUGCUCAUGAAUUUAUUUAUUGUCAUGUACAUUUUGGACAACAUUAUUUCCUCUACUUCUUACAUGUUGUGGAACUUUGACCAAAUUCGUCUUUGCAUCCAGAUUCUGGUUGGCAAUGGCUAUGCCACAAUCAGUCCUUUAGUGCUCAUGAGAACUGAAAGAGUGAUGACAUUUUUUAGAUCCAAAUAG